GUUUUUAGAGUUUGAAAACAAUAUGGUUCGAAGUAUUUAAGAGGCAGAAGUAAUAAUUUUAUAGUUAAGUGUCGGUUAGCUGUAUAGAAAAAUUAAGCUCGAUGUGUGCGAGGAGUUAGUAGGUUUUGGCAGCUUCUCAGUCGCUAUUAGCUAGGUAAGCUAACAUUAGCCAUGAUUAAAAGUUACCGAUAGCUCGCUGCACGGAUUUAGGCUGUGGGCUAAACCGGAAUAUGCCGAUACACAGCUAUAGAUCAUUUAUAAAUGGACAGCUUUGAACAUGGAUCGAAAGACGAAGCGGCUGGAAAGUCAACUGUGCAAAGCUGUGAACGAUGGAGAACCCAGAUCUGUGCAGCUGCUUCUCUCACAAGGUGCACGUCCUGACUUUGUGGCUAGUAAAGGAGUGGCUGCCAUACACUUGGCUGUUGGCAAAGAGACUGAGAAGAACACACGCUGCUUGAAAAUGUUGCUGCAAUAUGGAGCGGACCCUAAUAUCAGGUCAUCAGAGGGCCUGACUCCUCUGCAUGUUGCUGCACUAUGGGGAUGUUAUCAAAAUCUGAAAAUGCUCUUGAUGAAUGGAGGGGACCCAAACAUUAAAGAUAAGGAAGGAAAUACACCAGGGCAGCUUGCAGAGCAAGAGGAGAAUAGAAAAUGUGCCCUGCUCCUUCAGGAGUACCAGGCCAGCUCCAUGGACACAGAGGAGGACGACUUGCCUCAAUUCCAAUACUCUGUUUAUUCAGACCAAACGGACAUGUCCAGUUAUCCUGAGUCGGACUACAGCUUCAGUUCCUGCUCAUCUAUGAUAAGUGACUUUGGCGAAGCUCCGUUGAGCAGCACACGGCGCUCGUCAUUUUUAAACUUGUCUGACACUAAUAGGAGGCCAAGUUGCAGAGGAAUAUCAUAUAACAGACUUUGUAAUAUGGACACUAAGAGGCAUCAGAGCCAGGACUGGAACAAUUCCUCUGUACAUUGGGCAUCUGAAGGUCCAUCCAUAUUAUCAAGCACUCGCAUGUCUGCAAUGGGACUUGUAGCUCCAAUGCCAGUUCUUAAGGAGGAUGAUUUAUUUAUCGAUGAUGGUGUGUUCACAUCAAAAGCAAAUAAACAUGCUGCUACUGCUGAUGGCAGAAUCUCUCCCUCUAGAAGAGACACACUUCCAGCAUUUCCCUCCAGGCGAGCGAGCCGCAAGAGUGUGAGCUUCCAGGAUGUAGAUGAAUAUUUCCCUGUUUUUAGUCCUGAGUUUCCCAAGCAGCAGCCUGCUGUUGAUGGCAGCCAGUGCCCCAGCGACUUGUCCUUUGACCUUUCUGAGUACUCUGACUUCCUGGAUUCAGAACGCAUGGCCACUGUUUUACACAAGCAGGGCAUUGACGUCACAUCGCCGGACCACGUUUAUGUUUUCUGCAGGGAGAGCAGUGCAAGCACAGAAGAGGACAUGGAGAAAACAGUCAUCAGUCGUUGUAAUGUGGAAGAGAGUGAUGAUGAACAGGAGGGGGGAAAUGUAAAAGAGAUGCAGGUGAAGUUACUUGAACAGCCAACACGUUCAUGUGGGGGCAGCGGUAGCAGUGGGACCACUAGUAGUCAUUACAGUAGCUGUGAGAGUGACCAUUACACCAGUGCUCUGGAUGCUUCCUUACACCCCAGACAGGUAUUACGAAAGGAAGGUUCUUUUGGGGCUAAGUCUGACAAAAAUGUUGAGAUUUCUACUGACUCUGUUUCUGAAUUGACAAGGCAAGAUGGAAAUCUCACACCUGUUCAACCCCAGAUAGGUUCAAAAUCUGAAACUAUAGAGCAUUUACCAGGUAUCCUUGAUAAACUGACCUUGGAUGAAAUAAAGCACUCAAACAAUGAUGCAUUUGCUUGUAGUGGAGAUGUUGUGAAUACUACAAGCAAAGAUGAUGAUGACAAGUUGGCUACAAAACUAACAUCAAACACCAAAUCUGACGAUUCAGGUGGGGUAUUAGAGGAAAUAGCUGACCUUCCAUUCACACCCAGUCCAUAUGUAACUGGCAGGACUCGCUCAAGGUUGAGUCGUUGCUCCCUGAGAACAAGCAGAAUGCCUGACAGCCUCCUUGUCAUGUCUUCUCUGUUUGAGGAGACCCUACCUACACCAGUUCGAACACGCCGCCAGACACCCAGGUCUCAGAGUAGUGAAGACUAUUACAGUUCACCACAUGCACCUAAUUAUACAUCAUCCUAUUCAAGGAGCAGCGCAGGAGGAGACUCCGUGCCUGCAGAUUGCCAAGGCACACAGUCCAGCACCCUGAGAGCUGGAUCAAGUGUAAGCAAUAGCCAAGCAGAUACCUUCAUCCUCUCCAAGAGCGUAACCGGCAGUGACACUGAAUCACAGACUUUAUCUGAUACAGUUGUAUUGGAGAAAAAUGAGGACUAUUCAAUGGAUGCUUAUGAAAGAAACCUUGCAGAGAUUGUACUUGCUAUGCAAGGCCAAGAAAUGGAUCUUGAUGAAGGUAGGGAUUUUAUGACAGAUGAUCUGACAAGUACAGAUGAGGCAACAACAAAGGGAGAUGUAAUUGAUGCCCCUGUUGAGGACAGAGUGGACAGCUUAAAAAAUGAGGAAGUCUGGAUCGCUGAGGAAUGUAGCUCUCAGCCAGACUCUGUGUCAUCUUCAUCCAGCUCCAGCUAUUUUUCCCCAAGGAGGUCCAGGGAAGACUCUGACCUUCCGUGCACCCCCGGCACCGGAUGCACACCCAGGUACAGCAUGAGCAGGCUGUCGAGCUGCCGCCGGCCACAGCACCUGGCUAACCUGUCUUACACACCUGGAGGGCGUCCGCUCAUUCAGGAUCUGGACGAACCAGUGGAGUACCUCUACACUGACACAGAACAGGGCCACAAGUUGAUUGAGAUCCAUGUCCCGCCUACAGUUAACACCUCACUCAGCUCCAGCAUGAGCACCGCCAGCAGCGAGGAGACCAUCCUUUAUGACUGGCACUCCAUGCAGACUGACAUGAUGAGCAACAGAGGCAAGGAGAACCAGAAGCCCCAGAUGUUACUACCGAAAGAGAAACAUGAUGAGGGUGAGGGCGGUUUGUUGCCAGAGACAAAAGGGAUAACUGACAAGGAGCUGAGAUUGAGGUUAGUGGAGCUGGGGGAGAGUCCAGGUCCUAUCAGCAGCCGCACCAGGCCCACCUACAUGCGAAGGCUGUGGCGUCUGUUGCAGGAGUCAAACUCACAAUCACCGCAUCACCAGAAGCAAAUAGACCAGCCGCAAUCAGAUUUAGGUUACAGUCCAGAAUUGCGUCAGGCCCUGCAGACCUUCAAGCUGCCUGAUUGUCAGGCAGACGAGCAGGCCUUGUGCCAGCAGUUUGACCAACCAGAUCAAAACAGGAAGUGGAGGGAGGGCAUCAUCAAGUCCAGCUUCAACUACCUGCUGCUCGACCCCAGAGUGACGAAAAACCUCCCGUUCCGCAGUCACUCCAUGACUCCACAGGAGUGUUUCCAGACAUUUAUCCACUCCGUAUUUUAUGUGGGCAAAGGAAAACGCUCCCGUCCCUACAGUCACCUGUAUGAAGCUUUAGAGUACUACAGAGGCGACAAAACCUCCAAGAAAUUGUGCCCCAAAGUGCAGCACAUCCUUAAUGUGUGGAACGCCGGGCAGGGCGUCAUCUCUCUGCACUGCUUCCAGAACGUCAUUCCAGUGGAGGCUUACACAAGAGAGGCCUGCAUGGUGGAGGCCAUGGGUUUGAAGAUGCUCACUAAUCAGAAGCGAGGGGAUUUCUAUGGUGUGGUGUCCAAUUGGCAGGUGAGGCAAAAACGGGAGCUGGGCGUCCAUCUGCUCUACCGGGCCAUGCAGAUCUUCAUGGCUGAGGGUGAGAGACAGCUCAGACCAGCAGAUAUCAGACAGUAGCGACCCCCACUGGAGAGAGGUUUGAAUAGCAGCAAACGACCAACGCACAGAAGGGGAAAUAUCACUAGUUCAAAUUAUAAAGCAGCUCUUGGUUGAACAAUGUUGCACUCAAAGGUGGGAUGAGGUAAUUGUCCUUCUGCUACAAAUGAACUCUGAUCACGCCCAUCCUCAGCAAAGUACACUUUGUCACACAUGUGACAUCCUUUGUAAUAUUUACAUCUUUUGAACUCGGUAGUGAAGAUCAUCUUGCUUGUUUGGGUCCUUUUAAAAUCUGUGCUUUUAGUAAAUGUGUCAGUUGGUCAUUAAAAGUGCUGAAAAUGUCGAAAAUGUCUAAGCAUUAAAUUGAACUUGUUCAUAUCUGUAGACAUCCUGUAAAUGUCAAAGCUGCCUGAUUUCUGUUCUGCACUAAUUUCAUUUUGUAUGUAUAUGUGGAUUGGAGAUGCAUUUUCUCAAUACACUGCUCAGAUGAGACAACAAGUAAUGUUUCCACAAAAAACUUAGGAUGGAGCAUUAUAAUUGCGCAUAAAGCAGGUCUUUAUGAGUCAUGACUAACAAGGACAACAAAGUUGUUUUCCAAAAACAUUUUUCUCAGUGGGACACUUUCAUUCUCAACUGCUGUAGUAAUAAUUACUUUUUCAGAUUGAUCCACAACCAAAUUCAAAUAUCUUAUGCAGUAUAAUCAAAGUAACUGGUGCUAUGUUACACAUAAAAAAGUCAAAACAUAAUGUCUGAAAAUAUUUUCCAAAGAGGAUGGGCGAGAGGAAUUUACAAAGGAGGCCUGGUAGCUAAUCACAUUACUUUUGUAGUGUUAUAAAGGCCAGUUAUUGGUCCUUAGUAUGAUAGGUUUCAUGAAUGAAACAACAAUGAAGUGUAGAGUUUUAGAAACUUAAUGUUUGUUAAAAAGAAAUAUAAUUUGUUUACAUGCCUCGAUUUCCAUUUCAUUUACUGUGCCAUUUUGUUAUUGUUAAAAAAUGUAUAGGAGGGAAGUCGAUGAUGUGAUAAUGUCCAACAGUAAUUAGUGUUUGCAUGUGUACAGUUUUUAGACAUGUUUUGUAGAAACAGGGCAGUAGAGUUUGUCAGUA
Messenger RNA from Seriola dumerili (greater amberjack), 4938 nucleotides. RefSeq lists its product as uncharacterized. Gene Ontology annotation, molecular function: protein binding; endonuclease activity. Bases 278 to 3856 code for a protein of 1192 amino acids. The transcript has 9 exons. Lineage: Eukaryota; Metazoa; Chordata; Actinopteri; Carangiformes; Carangidae. The record is from RefSeq and is a predicted model, not a curated record.